Molecule: messenger RNA, 1260 nt
Organism: Suillus discolor
Lineage: Eukaryota; Fungi; Basidiomycota; Agaricomycetes; Boletales; Suillaceae
Exons: 1
Coding region: 1-1260 (419 amino acids)
Source: RefSeq, a predicted model, not a curated record
AUGUACUCUUAUAAGUUAGUCAAAGAGUUGACGCCUUCCACUUCGCAUACAAUUCGCAGACAAACAGCUUUGUAUGGCGCAUUUUUAUGGCGUCAAAUUGAUACAGUGGUCGAACUUAAAAAAAAUUGGCGGGCUCAUGAGGAUCCGAUGUUUGUUGCACUGCUCGAACGUGUAAGAAAGGGUGUUGCACACAGAGUGCCCGUACCUGGUGUGGUGUUGUCUGACUACGACAUUUUAAAGACUCGCCUGCUCAGUCAUUUGAAGGAUCAUUCCCCCGGAGAGUAUGAAAAAUUUCGGGACGCACCUAUUGUUGUCACAUGCAAGUCUUUAAGAGAUGCAUUGAAUGAGUCUAAAACACGCCAAUUCGCAGUCAACACCAAUCAAAGAUUUGUUCUUUAUCAUGCGCGUGACAAAGUUUCUGGAAAAUGUAUCAGAAAUGAUCAACAGGAAAGGCUGUGGCAACUCACGACCACGGAUACAAAUGAUUCGCUUGGGCGACUGCCACUCAUUCCAGGGAUGCCAGUGAUGAUUACUGAGAACACGGCGACCAGCCACAAAGUAGUAAACGGUAGUAAGGGAACAUUGAAGUCACUGAAGUAUGAAGUUGAUGAGAGUGGUGUGAGGUUUGCGGCGUGUGCUUUUGUUGAAAUCCCUGGUAGUGCGCUCCGCAUAGAGGGCCUAGAUGUAUUGACAAUUCCUAUUUUCCCUUCUGCCAUUAGCUUCUCUUAUAUUGGAAAUGGCAAAAAAUUCACUGUUAGGCAGACGCAACUGCCUCUUCUUCCCGGCUGGGCAUUCACGGACUUCAAGGUGCAAGGUGGAUUUUUGCCCAAAGUGGUUAUUGAUUUGUCAUGCGCAAAAUCAUUGCAAAGUAUCUAUGUCAUGCUCUCAUGGGCACUGCAACUUGAUGGCAUUGCUAUACUUAGAUGGUUCUCAUCUCGGUGGCUGAACAGUGAGUUACAGGCUGACACGAGAACGGAGAUGAAGCGGCUGACCAAUUUAGAUGAAAAAACUAAAUUAUGUUACAUUGAGCGUCACAGAAAGACACAAUCGACUUCUACAAAUUCUACUCAAGAAGCCGUGACGACGGGAAGCACAGCAUCCCCCCCGUCUCACAACAGCUGCCUCCAAAGCACCAUAUUAUCGCAUGAGAGUUCUCCGAACCGAGAAAUCUCCAGCGCGUACAGUCUGGAAAGUCGUCGAAGGCGAAACAUAGACAGCCGCGAUCAGUUGUGCUUCGAAGGCACAGCGGACAUUGUGUAG